Messenger RNA from Seminavis robusta, 2068 nucleotides. NCBI's taxonomy places the organism in Eukaryota, Bacillariophyta, Bacillariophyceae, Naviculales, Naviculaceae. The record is from the annotation of a GenBank genome assembly.
CUUUACUCGACGAAGGGGUAUACCACUAGCGUCACACUUCGAGGUUCAACCGAAGCUCAGCCAAUCAAUCUGAUACUCGGAGCUUUUGUGUGCUUGUAAUUGAUGGAUAAGGCAACGCUGUGGACAUGUCGGUGGUCGGUGAUGAUCAACAGCGGCAGACUAUUUGUUCUUUCGCCAUGGUGCAUCCGUCCAGUUUGGUACAUCUCACCAUAGAAAGAUGACCUUGCACAUGCUUCUUGGGCCAACAACGUGACGACACAAUGCCAGUGGUGCAAAGAUGGAUCUUUCUUGUUAAAUCUUGUAAAGACGCUGGGUAAAAAACCCAUGUGCAACGGUUUUGAAAAUUCGAUAGGGAUAAGGAUAAUCUAUCUGUUCCCGUGACCGGCCAAACCCUGCUAGCCUGUGGUCGUCAAGCAUCUUGACCGUCUGGAAGGCAGAUAAUGGGUUCAAGUAGAUGAGGUAAACCAAAUCUGUGAUUGAACAGUUUGAACUACCCAUGGCAUAUUCGUAACACUUGAUUAUCUGGAUUACUCGUAACACUGGAUUAUCUGAACUACCCGUGUGAAAUUGACCUUCUGCUGAUCGUGUGAACGGCUGAGAUGGCCGAAUGCGUCGACACCAAAGAACGGGUGACGGUUCAUUUUCGCUCACAAUUUUCGACGGGUUGUCGCUUUCCAAGUGGGAUCGAACCUCAAUCGGAGUUCUGUCCCUUGCCAGCUCGCGGUCCACGGGUGCUCUACCGCUGGUUAGCAAGCAAGAAAACCUAGAACAAUGUUGGAGGCGCAUGUUGCUACCACCCGGGUUUGUCGUGCGAUCCCGACAGGACCACAAUGGCUUGUCCCCGAGUGUUUGCUAGCUAGCUGGCUACUACGGUAGCUAGCUAUCCAGGGGAUGAGACCGCGGAUGGCCAUGGAGGGAGGAAACGACCAAUCUCUUCUUCUCACAAUCUCAAUUACUUGAGCACAAGAAGCAACAGCAAAACAAAAACAACCGGAUCUACUCCGCUACAACCAUCUUUCUAGUCACCACAGCUCAACUAACUAACUGUCUCUCAAAAUGUCUACUUCUUGGUACGCUACUCUUCCAUCUGGUGCCUGCACCAUGACCGCUCCCGUUCGAGAUGCCCCCUACGAAGAUUUCGGCUGCCUCUACCCGACAUUUGCCAAGACUUUCAUGAACUGGGAAAUGCCAACCGAGAAUUUCCCCAAGAUCCUCGAGUUCAUGGAGAACAACAGCUGGUUGCCCAUUGUCACUGUAACCUUGUAUGCCAUUGCCAUCUUUUGGGGACAGCACUACAUGGCUGACAAGCCAGCCUGGGACUGGCGAAAGCGCCUCGCUGCUUGGAAUCUCUUCUUGGCUGUCUUUUCGGGUUUUGCCUUUAUGCGCUUGGUGCCCCACCUCUUGCACAACCUUUGGCACUACGAUUUCCAAACCAAUGUGUGUGCCGACCCCUACACCCUUGGUGGAUUCGGUCCCACUCCAUUCUGGGGUACGGUGUUUGCCUGGAGCAAGUUUGCGGAACUCAUUGAUACCUUCUUCAUUGUGGUCCGCAAGAAGAAGCUCAUGUUCCUUCACUGGUACCACCACAUCACUGUCUUGCUCUGCUGCUGGCACACAAUGAUCAGUGGAAGUCCUUCAGCAUUCAUCUUCUGCGUUGUCAACUACGGAGUCCACACGGUUAUGUACUUCUACUACUUCCUCAUGGCUGUCCGAUGCAAGCCCAAGUGGAUGAACCCAAAGAUCAUCACUGUUGCCCAGAUUCUUCAGAUGGUUGUGGGAGUUGGUGUCUGCGUUGGAUCCUACAAAUACGCCGGAAAGAAUGGAUGCUUUGCUGAUCCCUUGAACAUUCGGGGGACCUUGUUCAUGUACGCAAGCUACCUCUACCUGUUCUGCGAGUUCUUCUUCAAGCGUUACCUGAUCAAGACCGGCAACAAGAAGAGCAAGGCUGCUUAGAACAGGACUUCCACCCAGUGGUUCCCUUUCCGAAGUCGACACUUGGUCGUCUUCUAAGAUCUUUUUGUCAGCUAGCCAGUAGUGACAGUUUUAUGUUUAAGAAUGUGUUGUUUCU